Molecule: messenger RNA, 2152 nt
Organism: Scomber japonicus (chub mackerel)
Lineage: Eukaryota; Metazoa; Chordata; Actinopteri; Scombriformes; Scombridae
Gene: slc31a1
Product: solute carrier family 31 member 1
Exons: 5
Coding region: 89-688 (199 amino acids)
Biological process (GO): copper ion transmembrane transport
Cellular component (GO): membrane
Molecular function (GO): copper ion transmembrane transporter activity
Source: RefSeq, a predicted model, not a curated record
GGAAGUUGCGGGCAGCAGACGGCGGUGAGGAGACAGCUUCUUCUUCUGCGGAUUUAUUUUAGUUUGACCCGAAAACGAGAAAAGAGCCAUGAACCACAGCGCUAUGGCGAUGGACCACAGCGCCAUGGACCACAGCCACCACCAUCACGCCACCAUGGCUCCGCCCACCGCUGGCGGCCAUGUCCACGGAGCCGGGGCCAGCGACACAAUGCAUGAUGGGAAGUGUGGCGGACACGGCGGCAUGGCGAUGAGCUUCUACUUCGGAUACAGUAACGUGGAGCUGCUGUUCACCGGACUGCUCAUCAACUCCCCCGGAGAGAUGGUGGGGGCGUGUAUCGGGGUGUUCCUAUUGGCCGUCCUGUACGAGGGGAUGAAGAUCGGCCGCGAGGCGCUGCUGCGUCGCAGUCAGGUCAACGUGCGCUACAACUCGAUGCCGCUGCCCGGCGCCGACGGCACCGUGCUCAUGGAGACGCACAAGACCGUCGGACAGCGGAUGCUAAGCCCCGCCCACUUCCUGCAGACCCUGCUGCACAUCUUUCAGGUGGUCGUCAGCUACUUCCUGAUGCUCGUCUUCAUGACCUACAACGGCUACCUCUGCAUCGCCGUGGCAGCCGGCGCCGGCAUGGGCUACUUCCUGUUCAGCUGGCGGAAGGCCGUGGUCGUCGACAUCACGGAGCACUGCCAUUAGCCUGUUAGCUCGUGUGCUAGUUAGCUUUCCUGUCGUGAGGUUUGAUUAUUGCUGAUCACAAUCGAUGAACGCUAGCUGACGUGCUAACGUAUCGGCGCGCGAGACACUAAACUACAAACAGCUGUUACUCGGUAACCAUGGUAACGCCUCGUACACUAACGACUGUAGUUAGCUAGAAAAACGACUUAUCGCACUCGUUGUUUUCUGCCACAAACAUCUUUUUUUUCUUCUUUUUUUUCGGGGAGGCGGGAAAACUUCUCCAGCUGGACGAGCCGACCAAUCACAGCUCGACCACUUCAGACGUCUGAUUGGCCAAAUCACCUCGUUCUAUCUUUUUAUUUUUUAUUUUCUUCGUUAGUGCCAUGACAACUGGAAGGUUAGCGCUAUAUGUAGCUUACAUUCACGUAUUAUUGUAGUUAGCAUCGUUAGCGGUUCAAGAGGAGCAACCAAUCAGAAAAUAGGCAGUAUAAUUUAUUAGCGAAUAGAUGUUUUAUUAACUUUUUUUUAGAUUUAAGUGAAAAUAUAAAAAUAUAUCUUUUUUUUUUUUUUUUUGUCUUUUUUUGAAACUAUAACGUUAACGUGAAACCAGCUCACAUUUUUAUCCUUGAUUACGUCAUCGUUCACAGUAGCCAAUCAGAGCUCAGAUACUUAAAGGUUUACAUCAUGUUUUUGUUUUGUGAUUAUUUCCCCGCUUUUAUUUUGAAAUUCAAAACAUCGUACACCUGCCGACAUUUUGAGCUCCAGAAACACGAGAAGAAGAUUAUUAACGACGCGUUUGGUUUUAAUCUUCUUUACGACGCGUUUCUGGACCUUUUUUUGUUUUUUGGGUUUUUUUGUUAAAUUUUGCGAUCAAUCGUGUUUAGCUACACCGUCGUCCUUAACGAGACACCUGCUGCCUUAACGAGGCUCAACGUGCUGCUGCUGACUGGAGGCCAGUGAUUCACUUUAACCCUCAUCAUACUGUUCAGCCUCCACGAGGGUCCGAGGGUCCGAGGGUCCGAGGGUUAGAGGGUCCGAGGCUCCGAGUCUUUCAUGUUUCUGUUCAAUGAUUCAAACACUCGACAACAACAGCUGAAACAUUUCCCGUCUCUGUCCCGUGACGAUCAUUCAUCCUCAUCUCUGGCUAAAGGAAGCGUUUCCAGGUUGGAGCGUGAGCCGUAUGUGAGGGUUAAACUAACGAAGCUCAUUUCCAGGAACGACGCGGGUUCUAGCGUCUCUGUUCUCAUGAAAUGACUUUAAAUGUGAUUUUCUUUGUUUUGGUCUUUUCUGGUAUUUUUUCGCACUUUCUGGACCAAUCAGGUGCAGGACGGACGGCGUGCUGAGGAGCUGGUGGCAGAAGCUGCACGUUCGUCUUCAUGUUGAAACGAUUAAAAACUGUGUGAAGGAUUUUAUUAAAAGUGUCAAAUGUUUUAAUUGUUGUCAAAAAUGCUGGAAAAUAAAAAACCAAUAAAGUUUAUGAAGAAA